Molecule: messenger RNA, 2196 nt
Organism: Oxyura jamaicensis (ruddy duck)
Lineage: Eukaryota; Metazoa; Chordata; Aves; Anseriformes; Anatidae
Gene: PHYKPL
Product: 5-phosphohydroxy-L-lysine phospho-lyase
Exons: 13
Coding region: 156-1511 (451 amino acids)
Cellular component (GO): mitochondrion
Molecular function (GO): pyridoxal phosphate binding; transaminase activity
Source: RefSeq, a predicted model, not a curated record
ACCCGAGCACAGCGCUGCCGGCUCCACGGCCCGCAGGGGGAGCAGCCGGGGCCGGGCUCCUCCCGGCCGGGGCCGCCCUGCGUGGGCAGCAGCAGCGGCACCGCCCCGGCAGCGAGGCGAGGAGAGGAGAGCGGCCUCAUGAAGGGAGAGCGGCCAUGAGGCCGGCACAGCGCUCCCGCCACGAGACCCUGGCCCUGCGGCAGCAGCUCAUCGGCUCUUCGUGCAAGCUGUUUUUUUCUCAUGAUCCAGUGAAGAUUGUGAAGGCGAAAGGCCAGUACGUGUAUGACGAGAACGGAAGACAAUACCUUGACUGCAUAAACAACGUUGCUCACGUUGGACAUUGCCACCCUGAUGUUGUAAAGGCAGCCCAUGAGCAAAAUCAAGUGCUAAAUACAAAUUCUCGUUAUCUUCACGACAACUUGGUUGAUUAUGCAAAGAGGCUCUCAGACACACUACCUGAAAAGUUGUGCACCUUCUAUUUCUUGAAUUCUGGAUCUGAAGCUAACGAUCUUGCUCUAAGAAUGGCACGGCAGUAUACAAAACACGAAGAUGUUAUAGUUUUAGACCAUGCUUACCAUGGACACCUGACAUCCCUGAUUGAUAUAAGCCCAUAUAAAUUCCGAAAUCUAGAAGGACAAAAGGAAUGGGUCCACGUGGCUCCUCUACCAGACACCUACAGAGGACUGUACAGAGAGGACCAUGAAGAUUCUGUAACAGCUUAUGCUAACGAAGUGAAAAAUAUUAUUGAGCAAGCACAAAAGAAAGGCAGAAAGAUUGCUGCAUUUUUUGCUGAAUCCCUGCCAAGUGUCGGUGGUCAAAUCAUUCCACCAGCAGGCUAUUUUCAGAAGGUUGCAGAGCAUGUGCAUAAGGCAGGAGGUGUAUUUAUUGCUGAUGAAAUUCAAGUCGGCUUUGGCAGGGUUGGCAAGCAUUUUUGGGCAUUCCAGCUCCAGGGAGAAGACUUUAUACCCGAUAUCGUCACUAUGGGGAAACCCAUAGGAAAUGGGCACCCGCUUGCCUGUGUAGCAACAACGAAAGAAAUUGCAGAAGCAUUUGCAGCCACAGGAGUGGAGUAUUUUAACACCUUUGGAGGAAACCCUGUUUCGUGUGCCAUCGGAUUAGCUGUUUUAGAUGUGAUAGAGAAGGAACACCUCCAGGCUCAUGCCAUGGAAGUAGGCAACGUCUUGAUGAAGCUAUUCAAGGAGCUGAAGAUCAAGCAUCCCAUCAUUGGUGAUGUCAGGGGUUCUGGCUUAUUCAUUGGAGUGGACUUGAUUAAAGAUCAAGCAGAAAGGACCCCAGCCACAGCAGAAGCAGAGUAUCUGUUAACAAGGCUUAAGGAAGAAUAUAUUCUACUGAGUACAGAUGGGCCAGGAAGAAACGUAAUUAAAUUCAAGCCCCCGAUGUGCUUCAGCAUGGAUGAUGCAAAAUUUGUUGUGGAGGCAUUUGACAGACUACUAACAGACAUGGAAGAGCAACGUCUGAACCAGGACAACACAUCCACUUGUUCUACCUAAGCAGGUUUCAAACAUUGUUCAGGAUCUACUAAGAAGUAUUAUUCAACCAUGAAAAUGCAUGUUUCAUCUUCAUCCUAGCAUGUCUUAGACCAGAUAAGUUAACCUUUAAUUCUGUUAUUUUCACAGUUAUCUUGUUAUUAAGUAAAAGCUUUAGGAGAAAUAAAUUUUAUAAAAGCUUGUUUCAACUGUGGCAGACAUGUGGAAUCAGCUGUUAUUUAACAAAAUAUCUAAAACCUCUUAUAAAGGAAUAUAUUCCUAGUAGCUACUGUAAACUGUUUUAUGAACUCGUGCUCUUUUAGGUUUAUGCCUAUUUAAAAACUAAGGUGAGCCAAUUGGUUCUUAUUUUUGUUAUCUACAGCUACCUAGGAACACCAUUCCAGCUGCCUUUGCCAGGCACCUCUGACCAGUUUCAGCAGGCAGCUCCAUGCUAAUGAGAUCCUCCUAGUAGAUACUCAACACGAGCUCUCAAUGAGCAGAUUAAGCCAAGAACUUCAGCCCCAAACUCUUAACACCAAAUGCAUAAGGAACAGACAGCUGAGGGUCACAUAUCCCAGGGCUGUUCUUAGGAAAUACUUUGUCCUCGAGAACUAUCUGAGUAGGAUUAAUAAAUCAGAAUUAUGUUACAGCCAUAAGAAGCAGCCUUGCAUACAAGCCCUUCCUUUCAAUAGUUAGCUGUUCUUUGCAU